GUGGUCUGUUCCUUGUUCACGACUUUGUCUCUCUCUCUCACUCUCGCACUGGAUGCUUUCCUUUCCACUGUCUAGUAACUCUUGUGAUCUCCACUCUUCUUUAUCGGUAUAAGGACCGCGGAAGAAAGAAUAACUAGAUCUUUUCUCAGAUCAAUGUGCGCUUCCCAUUCUUCGUCUCUCAUUGCUGCUGUUUGGGAUUUGAAGCGUGCCUUUCCCAUUUGUUUUUAACAGAUCGCUCCUGUAGAAAAGCUUACAUUUUGGCUUCUCCAACUGGUGAACGAACGAUCUUGGUGCCGCUGGUAGAAGGAUCUACAUUGCUUUUCUCCAUCUGUUCUUGACCUGCUAUGGGGUUCAUCUCGAGAAACAUUAUCCCAGCAUGUGGCAACAUGUGCGUUUGUUGCCCAGCGUUGAACCCUAGCUCUCAGCGCCCUGUGAAACGGUACAAGAAAUUGCUAGCUGAAGUCUUCCCCAAAAAUCUCGAUGGUCUUCCUAAUGAAAGGAAAAUCACGAAGUUAUGUGAAUAUGCUGCUAAGAAUCCACUUCGGAUCCCAAAGAUUGCAAAGUAUCUUGAACAAAGAGGUCACAAGGAAUUGCGAAAUGGGCAUAUCAACUUUGUAAAGAUUAUUACUGAAGUCUAUAGCAAAUUGCUUUACAUAUGUAAAGAACAAAUUGCAUAUUUUGCUGUCAGCCUGUUGAAUGUUAUUGUUGACCUUCUGGAUAGCAAGAAGCAAGAUGACAUAAAGGUUGUUGGAUGCCAAACAUUAACAAGAUUCAUUUAUAGUCAGGCGGAUAAUACAUACAUAUGGAACAUUGAAAGCUUGGUCCUGAAAGUCUGUGUGCUUGCACGUGAGGGUAGGGGAGAACAGAAAAAGCUUUUACGGGCUGCAAGUCUACAAUGCUUAUCUGCUAUGAUUUGGUUCAUGAAUAUGCAUUCAUAUAUCUUUGCUGGUUUUGAUGAGAUCAUAUUUGCUAUCUUGGAAAAUUAUCUAACUGAAGAGCAAAAUGAUGGUGAGAGAUGCGAGUCACAUCAUAAUUGGGUUGACGAAGUAGUUAGGGGUGAAGCAAGAAGUGUUGUGACAAUCAUGGGAAGUGUUAGUCCUUGCAAUACUGUUGUAAGGCGGCGGCCAGAAUCCAAAGAUUCUACUUUGCUAACAAGAGAAGAGAAAGAAUCUCCUGAAGUUUGGUUAGGGAUUUGCAUAGAGAAGCUUGCUGAAUUUGCCAAUGAAAGCAUAACUACACGUCGUGUACUAGAGCCAAUGCUUGCUUACUUUGAUCAAGGAAGACAUUGGGCUUCUCGUAAUGGGCUUGCUUUAAUAGUCUUGUGUGACAUAGCUCAUUUAGGGAAAAACUCAGAAAAUGAAAUGCUUGUUUUGGCUGCUAUAAUCCGACACCUGGAUCACAAAAAUGUUGUGCAUGAUUUACAAUUGAAGUCAGAUAUAGUUCAGAAUGCCACUUUCUUUGUACGACAACUGAAAUCAAGAGUAAUGACUGCUGAAGUUGGUGUAGUAAGUGACUUGUGCAGGCAUUUAAGGAAAAGCCUUCAGGCCACAGUUGAAUCAGUUGGGCUACAAGAAUCAACUUGGAAUGACUCACUUCAAAAUUCCAUUGAGGAUUGCCUACUAGAAAUUAUAAAAGGAAUUGGAAACAUAUGUGUGAUCUUUGACAUGAUGUCAAUAACAUUGGAGAAGCUCUUGUCAAUGACACCGGACAAACUUUUGGCGACCACAAUUGUUUCCAGGGCAACCAUUAGAUCUUUGUUAGUUGUUGCUCAUAUUAUCUCUCUGGCAUCUACUAAUACUCAAUCACAGGUGUUUCCUGAUUCACUAUUGGCACAACUGUUGAAGACUAUGAUGCAUCCAGAUCUUGAAACUCGUGUUGGAGCCCAUCAGAUAUUUUCUGUACUUCUUGGACAAAAUCUUAAUCAUCCAAGGCGUGAAUCUGAGUAUCUCUUUGAAACAAAGAAGUGGCAAUCCAGAACAUCCUCAGUUUUUGAAUCUGCAACUGCUUUACUAGAGAAACUCAGAAAAGAGAAAGAAUGCUUAAAUGGAGAUAAGAAGGUACCUAAUGUCAAUGAUGGGACGAAGAUGAUAAAUUUGGGUGAUGAAGAAUGGAAGAAUAGUUGGAUUCAGAAAAAUUUACCAUAUUUUAGUACACUUAGUCGAUCUAUUAUUGACAGAAUUGUUACAUCUCCAAGUUCCUUGGACCAUGAUAUUGGCAUUAUGGGUCUAACUGAAGAUCAAACUACUCAAUUACUUUCGGCUUUCUGGAUACAGGCUAACUGGGUUAAUAAUAAGCCUAUAGAUUUUCAGGCUAUUGCUCAUUCUUUUGGCUUGACUCUUCUUUCUUCACAUCUCAAGAAUUCCAGUGCUAGCAGUGUUAUUCAUUCCUUCCACAUGCUAUUAUCUCUUACAAAGGUUUCUCUUGAUCCAAAUGGAUUGCUUUCACCUUCAUGUCAGAGGUCUCUAUUCACGUUGGCUACAGGGCUUUUAGCAUUUUCAGGAAAAAUAUUUCACAUUUAUGGAUUAAAUGAUUUGCUAAAAACUUUUCUGCAGUCUGAGAUUGAUCCAUAUAUCAAAGUUGGUGAAGAUUUCCAGAUAUAUGUAAGACCUCAAUCAGAUAUGCAUAGCUAUAGUUCUGAAAGUGAUCAACUAGCAGCAAAAUCUACUCUCUCAAACAUAAGCAACACAAUGGACCAUUCAAAUCUGAAGUUACUUGAUGUGGUUGUUGACGGGUUGUCAACAUUAUUUGAUCUGGAGAGGGAUGCCCUAGCUAAGCAACUGGAUGGGAAUUUCUUGCCUGAAGAUGCACCUUUUUUUGCAUUGGAGCCUGCAUUGAACUGGAAUAAUGGCCAAGCUCUUGAGACUGAAGAAUCAGUCUUGUUUGACGAGGAAUGUUCAAGGAGCUCAUCCGUCAACAUAGAAGCAGUUAACCAGUCACCAGUUAUGGAUAUCCCAGGGAUCCUGUCCAAGACACUUCCAUCAGCUUCCCCUGGAGUUCUAAGCAUUGGUCAAUUGCUGGAGUCAGCACUAUAUGUAGCUGGUCAGGUGGCUGGGUCGUCUGUCUCAACCUCCCCUCUCCCCUAUGGUACAAUGGCUAGUCACUGUGAAGCUAUUAGUAUGGGCACAAGGAAAAAGUUAUCAAGUUGGCUAACUAGUAGUCAUGAUUCGGUGUCAAAUGAUCAACCACCAACUAAUGCGGAUGACCAAAAGUUCACGCAGAAGGUGAACUCGUAUGGGUUAGAACUAACUCCUGCUCGUCUGGAACCACUGCGAAGUCUGAGACUACCUCCUGCAAGCCCUUUCGACAACUUCUUGAAGGCAGCUGGUUGUUGACAGCAUGAAUGAUUAUCUACUCCGUUGCUAACCAGUGCCAGUGGAGCAUCUUUGUAUAAUUAGGUUUUAGGCUACUUGUUAGUGGAUUCUGACUCGCACAAACUUGGGUUUUCUGAAUUUUUGUGAUAUGUUUUUGUGCAGUGGAGUUAUAUUUCCCUGCUGCUUGUGUCCUGUGAUGAUAGGUAGACAGGCUAAAGGCUUACGAAUAUGCUUUCUUGCAAACAUCUCGGAAACAUGCUCGAACAAAUGGUGAAAUUUUAGCUUUUGAAUGCAUUUCUUUUGUUUUGAAAAAAAGAUGGAUAAGAUGAUAAACUGAAAAGAUGAAUAUAUAUAUCAAAGACAAGCGGCUGGGUGGAGUUAUCUGUU
Molecule: messenger RNA, 3698 nt
Organism: Zingiber officinale
Lineage: Eukaryota; Viridiplantae; Streptophyta; Magnoliopsida; Zingiberales; Zingiberaceae
Product: protein SEMI-ROLLED LEAF 2
Exons: 20
Coding region: 345-3332 (995 amino acids)
Source: RefSeq, a predicted model, not a curated record